This is a messenger RNA of Aspergillus sclerotioniger CBS 115572, 1720 nucleotides long. RefSeq names its product FAD binding domain-containing protein. The record is from RefSeq and is a predicted model, not a curated record. The transcript has a single exon. Bases 63 to 1631 code for a protein of 522 amino acids. Lineage: Eukaryota; Fungi; Ascomycota; Eurotiomycetes; Eurotiales; Aspergillaceae.
ACCGUGAGCCAUCAGGUAGAUGUCAUCCCCAAACCACUAUACUCUCUACUCAAUCAUCUAACAUGGCCCUUCCCUCAGAAUGCGACGUCCUCGUCAUUGGAGGCGGCAAUGCCGGCUUCUGCGCCGCCAUCUCGGCCGCCCAGUCCGGCGCCAAACGAGUCCUCAUCAUCGACAAAUGUCCUGAAGAAUGGGCCGGAGGCAACUCCUACUUCACCGCGGGCGCAAUGCGCACCGUCCACGGAGGUCUCGAGGACCUCCUCCCCAUCGUGAACAACGUCGACGCAACCACCGCCCAGAAAAUCGACAUGAGUCCAUACACCGUCGACGACUUCACCGGCGACAUGAACCGCGUCACAGGUCGCCGAACCAAUCGCGAACUCUGCCAAACACUAGUCACCGAGUCCAACUCGGCCAUCAAAUGGCUCGCCAGUAACGGCGUCCGAUUCCAACUCUCCUUCAACCGCCAAGCAUACGAAGUCAACGGCCGGCUCAAGUUCUGGGGCGGCCUUGCCCUGAAAACCCAAGACGGAGGCAAAGGUCUCAUCCAGGACCAUUUGCAAGCGGCCCGGAAACUGGGCAUUCGGAUCUUCUUCUCCACCGCGGCCCAGAAACUGGUCACUGAUCCGGUGUCCGGGGCCGUCACUUCGGUGGUGGUCUCGCAUCACGGCCACGACCAGUCUAUCCGGGCCGGCGCGGUGAUUCUCGCCGCGGGCGGCUUCGAAGCCAAUCCGCGCAUGCGUGCCCAGUAUCUUGGACCGCACUGGGACGUGGCGCUGGUGCGCGGCACGCCCUAUAACUCGGGCGAUGCAUUCGACAUGGCGAUCCGGGACGUCUCAGCCAAACAGGCUGGGAACUGGUCCGGAUGUCACUGCGUGGCGUGGGAUGCCAACGCGCCUGCGGAUACAGGCGACCGGGAGAUUUCCAACGAGUUCACCAAGUCGGGAUACCCGUUGGGAAUCAUGAUCAACCGUCAGGGAAACCGAUUCGUGGACGAGGGGUCGGAUCUGCGCAACUAUACGUAUGCGAUGAUCGGACGGCAGAUUCUCAAUCAGCCGGGCCACAUGGCGUUCCAGAUCUGGGAUUCGCGGACGAUUCCCUGGCUGCGUUCGGAGGAGUACCGGCCGGAGGUGGUGCAGCAUAUCAGUGCGAAUAGUAUUAGUGAGUUGGCGCAGAAGUGUGCGCUGUUUGAUCUAGAGGAUGCGCAGCGGUUCGAGCAGAGUAUUCACGAGUAUAACCGAGCUGUGUAUGAACGGCAGCGUCGACAGCCGGGGGGGAAGUGGGAUCCGGCUGUGAAGGAUGGACUGUCGACGCAGUCGGAGGGGUUGGAACUCACGGUGCCCAAGUCGAAUUGGGCGUUGCCGAUUGAUCAAGGACCGUUCCUGGCUGUGAGGGUCACGGCGGGCAUCACCUUUACGUUUGGGGGGUUGGCGGUUCGACCGGACACGGCGGCGGUGGUGUCGUCGAUGACGGACCAGGAGGUGCCGGGGUUGUAUUGUGUGGGAGAGAUGUUGGGAGGGUUGUUUUAUGAUAAUUAUCCUGGGGGGAGUGGUUUGACGUCGGGGGCGGUUUUUGGACGGCGGGCUGGAGCAGCGGCGGCAGCGAGGGUAUCAAAUGUGAAGGCGCGGUUGUAGUUGAUUAUAGGGUUGGUCAGAAAUUGAGAUGUUAUACUGGGUAUAGAUUUGGUAUAUAUCGAUAUAGUAUUUCGACUAGGUGUUGCAGA